AAGUUCUCCAACAAUCUUCCUCCUGUACAAUUUGUAUUUAUCAUACUUCUCUAUGUCACGCCGCAAACUUAGCUUGGUUAUUCUUCUGACACUUUUUUUUUUUUAUUGAACUAUCCGUUUUCCUAUAAAAAUGCUUACUACACCGUUAUCGUCAUUUAAUUGUGUUAUAUCAUGCCAAAUUUUCUUACUUAAGCCCGAGUUCCAGCAAUUCCAAUGUAUCUUUACACGAACCAAUUCACUCAGUUUUUCUAACCGCCAUAUCUCUGUUUUCUGUUAAGAUGGGCUUUUGAAAUUUGAAACAUAGAUUCAGCUCGAGUAGCUUAGGAGACUGUAAAAAUUUGAGCCAUUAAUAGAAAGCAUUUUCAAAAGGGGAGAAUUUCAAAGUUUCAAUUUUUGUUGCUGACCGACUCAUCAUCAAAAAUUACCCAUUUAGGUAGAUAAGUGAAAUUUGACACAAAGGUGUGUAUGUCUUAUAGUUUAACUAAAGGUAAAAAUCUGAAAGUAACAAUUUUCUACAAAUUUAGGAAGAAUAGUUCUAAAUGCAUGAAGUGAACAUGCACACAAAUAUUGCUUGAUUAGAUUAGCAUUAAUUAAUCACAGAUCCCCGCGCCGUCGAAACAAACGUUCUCUUCCACAGUGCCAAAAUAUGCCAUAUGGCAUUAAGCAAUUGUUUGUAAUUGACAGUAAAUACUUAUCAAACAUAAUGUUUUCAUGACUUUAUUGUAUUUUAUUUUAUUUGUCAGUCAUCAAAUGCAGAAUAUUUUGAUAUUAAAUAAUAAUAUCAUUUUUUAAUUAAGUCUAUAUAGUCUAUACUCCACCUACUACUCCACACGCACAUACACAUUGUCAACAUGCGUCUAUAACAACACUAUCUAACAAUCUCAGAGUCAUACAAUAUUAUGGUUUUUAUGUCUAAGUUGCUCAAAGUGACUGAUUUGUUUGAAAUAUAAAUAUGAACUGAUUUGCUUAUACCUAAAUAUAUUAAAAGAAUUAGAUUACAUACGAUUGACGGAAACAGAGCGUUGUCAAACAUUCUCACCGUAUAGCUGUGUAAUAAAUUUAAGUAGAGAGAAAUAACCAAUAAUCAGAGUUAAAAUGGAUUGGUAUAACCACGGAAUCGUAAUAAAAAUGGAAGAGGACGAAGACGUGAAGGAGCAUUUUACCGAAGUAAAAAAAAAACAGAACCACAUCACGUUGAAAAAUCAUACAAUAAUUCUCCGACAAACCAUAACGAACAUCAGAAAAAUAUUGACGGGUUCCCUGAAUCGAAAAUAAAAGUUGAAGACGAAACGGAUAAUUAUUACAACGAAAAAGUAAUAGAAGAAGACUAUGAUGGUAUAAAAGAGGAAUGUACUGAAAUAAAUGAAACGAAGUCGACUAACAUCGAAAAAUCAUGUAAUAGUCGCAUGACGACUCAGAACGAUUUUCAAAACACAUUCGACGGAUAUAUAUACAAUAACAUGGAAGUGUGCAACACCACGGUGGUUAAAGUCGAAGCCGAUAUAGUGAAUGGACAUUAUUACGAGUCCUUGAUUGAAAUUGAAGAAAAUGGGCUUAUGUAUGUGCAGCCUACGAUCAAUGAUUUGGACAAAAUACAGCAAUCGUGCGAUUCGACCAACCAUAAAAGCACUAGAAAACCAUUCAGCAAGAAAAGUCUUGUGGUCACUGGUACGAGUCAUGGAGAGAAUAAAAAAAUUGAUGGUUGUCAUAUGGAGUCUUGUAUAGAAAAAAAAUACAAUUAUAUAAUACCUAAUGAUAACAAAGAGGACUUCAAAGAACAGCGGUUAUUUCAGUGUAAUUUUUGUCGAACUUAUCACACUAUAAAGCAAAAACCAUUACAUGAAAACUCGCCCUUUGCAAUACACACUACUAACAUACAUUUCUGUGACGAUAAACACAACUUUUUUUUCUUCUUCAACUUGGAUAAUAAAAUUCACUCCAUUAAUACUCUAGCUCGUAUAAUUGAUGAAAACCUUCAAAUAGGCAUAUCAAAAAGAUUCUCCAUAGAAGAAAUCCUUAACAUAUGUUGUCAAACAGAAUUUUUUCUAUUUUUUACCUGUCAUCUAUGGGACAGAAAAUAUUUAUCAAACUUUACAAAAAUUUACAAAUUAAUUGAGAUUUUCGCCAUGACACUAAUGUACAUAAAUUAUGCCAACUUAUUAUCUGUCAGAUUAUUAGCUAUAAAAAUAGGAAAAUUUAACACCGAUAAUAUAUCGCAACACUUAUUAGAAAGAAACCAAUGUAAUGAAUAUUUAUUUUUUUAUUGGAACAGAAUUAUCACAAAAUAUAUAAUUCUUUUAAAAAAAAUAAUUUACACCCCAUAAUCGUACGUACACUCAUGCACUUCCAUAAUACUCACUGUCUCAGUCACACAUCAAUUUCACAAGAAGCCAUAAUAAAAAAUGAAGAGAACACUCAAUCGGUCCCUAACGAACUCGGAAACAUUUAUUUCUUCAUCCGCAAAUUCUCCGCUCACUGUAAUAAUAUUUAAUAUAAUUAAUGAAGCACAAAAUAUUAUAAACCAAAUAGGUUGGCAAAAUUAUGAACUAAUAAUAUUAUACCGACUCCUUUUAAACUUUAAUUUUAUCUAAGAAAAUACUCAAAGCACACAAUAUUAAG
Adelges cooleyi (spruce gall adelgid) is the source of this 2619-nucleotide messenger RNA. RefSeq lists its product as uncharacterized. Bases 1407 to 2324 code for a protein of 305 amino acids. The record is from RefSeq and is a predicted model, not a curated record. NCBI's taxonomy places the organism in Eukaryota, Metazoa, Arthropoda, Insecta, Hemiptera, Adelgidae. Gene Ontology annotation, biological process: positive regulation of cell motility; cilium assembly; regulation of cilium beat frequency involved in ciliary motility. Gene Ontology annotation, cellular component: motile cilium; ciliary basal body. The transcript has 5 exons.